Phasianus colchicus (ring-necked pheasant) is the source of this 1350-nucleotide messenger RNA. It is a transcript of the gene RAC2, whose product is annotated as Rac family small GTPase 2. Gene Ontology annotation, biological process: small GTPase-mediated signal transduction. Gene Ontology annotation, molecular function: GTPase activity; GTP binding. Lineage: Eukaryota; Metazoa; Chordata; Aves; Galliformes; Phasianidae. The record is from RefSeq and is a predicted model, not a curated record.
CAGAGGGUGAUUGAGUGAAGUUCCUUCUUCCACUUCCUCCCUCCCUGCAACCUGACCCCUUGCCUCAGCUCAAGGUCUGAUACCCAAAUUUGCCCGUGUCUGCCGGCUGUUUGCCUUGACCUGACUUUCCUUUGCCCCAGGCACUGUCCUCCACCACAGGCCUAAGGACAUGCAAGCCAUCAAGUGUGUCGUGGUGGGAGAUGGAGCUGUGGGGAAAACCUGUCUCCUUAUCAGCUACACCACCAAUGCCUUUCCAGGAGAAUACAUCCCCACUGUGUUUGAUAACUAUUCUGCCAAUGUGAUGGUUGACAGCAAGCCUGUAAAUCUGGGGCUAUGGGAUACUGCUGGACAAGAGGAUUACGACAGGCUGAGGCCACUCUCUUACCCACAGACGGAUGUCUUCCUGAUCUGCUUCUCCCUUGUCAGCCCAGCAUCUUAUGAAAACGUCCGUGCUAAGUGGUUCCCAGAGGUGCGACACCAUUGCCCCAGCACUCCCAUCAUCCUGGUGGGCACAAAGCUGGAUCUUCGUGAUGACAAAGACACCAUUGAGAAGCUGAAGGAGAAGAAGCUUUCUCCUAUUACAUAUCCUCAGGGUCUUGCCUUGGCCAAGGAAAUCGACUCUGUGAAAUACCUCGAAUGCUCAGCAUUGACGCAGCGUGGCCUGAAGACGGUGUUUGAUGAGGCCAUCCGAGCAGUCCUCUGCCCACAGCCCACCCGAACGAAGAAACGAGCAUGCAGCCUCCUCUAGGACAGUUCUGGCCCCAUCCUGAUGCCAGAUUCAGCCUCACAUGCAGGAGAGUGAUGCCUCCACCAUCCCGGAGCUCAGUACCUUCUGGCGGUCACUGUGCUUUUUACUUCUGCUAGCUUGAAAGACUGUUGUGGGUCUUUGGCACUGGUUUGUCCAUUUACACAAGUCCCCCAUUCCCCAGCUGCCCCAUCCUCACCACCCCUCAGAUCACAACAUAGUGAAUGAGACCCAAUAAACAGACCAGUCCAUAUGUCCUUGCCAAGCCCAUGGUACAAAUGUUGUGUUAGCCAAGACAGCACGGUGGUCACACUUUGCCUUUUGCCCCAUAUGUUCACAGGAUGUUCCUCAUCCCCUAGCAAGGCUUUCCCUCCUCUGCAGGCUUUGGGAGGGGCCACCCAGCCCCAGACUGCUCUCAGUUUGCAGGGUGCUGGGGACACCCUUUUACCACAACACAUCUGCACAAACACUGCUGGUCGGCUGUCAUAGGCAGUCGUAUCGGUAUUCACACUUGGUCACACUGCCAGGCGCAGGCAGAGUGAGAACAGGAAGGGGGAGGGCAGAAAAAGAUAAAAAAUACAACAGAGGAAUGAGUCACCAGCCCA